AAAUAAAUUUGUAAGAUUUAACUGCAUAAUAACGUUGCCUUGGAUACUUUUUGAUUGUUUGAAUAGUGGAAUACAAACAUUAUCCUCUGAAAUUAUUUGAGUGUUAAAAAGUUUUAAAAAUUUUGAUUUAAUUACGAACCUAAAAAGGCUAAAUAUACAGAAAAAUGAAUUCGAACUAUAAAAAUGUUGGUGCGACAAAGGGAACUCAAAUUAUGUGGCCCAGUGCACGUAUUCCGCAGGGUGGUCUCUUUCAUUCACCAAAAGUGGAGUACAGUAAGGAGACAGCUGAGUUGGUACAACUACUUAUGCGGGAGUCCAGAAUGUCGAUGUUAAUGCGCGAUAAAAUUAAUUACCAUUUGCGUAAUGGAGAGCCUUUACCGAAGCCAACACCACCACCACCAAUUGAUACAUCAGUAGAUCCAGAUGAGAAUGCUCUCGAAAUCUUGCGUCGUGCUCGAAAUGCAAAACGAAAGAGCUUGCAACAAAUUAUGGCCAGUGGGGUUUAUGAGAUGCCAAAUUAUCGUCCUCGUCCUACCAAUCGUAAACCAAAUGAAAAGGCUAAAUUUCAGUUACAGGAAGCAAUGUCUGGAUUAAGUCUUUCGGAAACUGUGUUGAAACCUAAGAAGCAACCUAAAAAUGAGGAAUGUACAACAUCAGAAAAUAUAAUUGAUGAAAUACUGAAGCAAAUCAACGAUCGAGCUGAAUGGUUAGCAGAAAUGGAGCAGCUUGGAGAGGGUGAGAAAUAUCGUGAUGAAAUCCGUUCACAAAUUGCUGAUCGCUUACGUAAAAUAAAACGUCUUCAAGAAAGAAAGCAUUUAGAAAAACUUGGAGCUCGCUAUGUUGAUUGAUUCAAAAAUAAAUUCUCACUUAUUUUUUACUGCCAAUUUUCUUCAAAUUUUUCUGCAAAACUAAACAUUAA
Teleopsis dalmanni is the source of this 919-nucleotide messenger RNA. RefSeq names its product UPF0193 protein EVG1 homolog. The transcript is spliced from 3 exons. The record is from RefSeq and is a predicted model, not a curated record. Bases 165 to 848 code for a protein of 227 amino acids. Lineage: Eukaryota; Metazoa; Arthropoda; Insecta; Diptera; Diopsidae.